Mauremys reevesii (Reeves's turtle) is the source of this 1323-nucleotide messenger RNA. Its product is annotated as cadherin-1-like. Gene Ontology annotation, biological process: calcium-dependent cell-cell adhesion; adherens junction organization; purine nucleobase metabolic process. Bases 28 to 1203 code for a protein of 391 amino acids. The record is from RefSeq and is a predicted model, not a curated record. The transcript is spliced from 9 exons. Gene Ontology annotation, cellular component: adherens junction; plasma membrane; catenin complex. NCBI's taxonomy places the organism in Eukaryota, Metazoa, Chordata, Testudines, Geoemydidae. Gene Ontology annotation, molecular function: cadherin binding; calcium ion binding; hydroxyisourate hydrolase activity.
UGAAGGUCGGGGUGGGGAAGCUGUCCUAUGGCCCAGCCAGCCAGACGGAGGCUCUCACAGGGCCAGCAGACAGCCAGAGCCAUGCGCUGCUCCACUCUCAGCCUCCUCUUCCUCCUCACACAGGACUUCUUCCCCUGCCUUCAGGCAGCUGGGCUGAUGGUCCCAAAGGCCAGCCCUGGCCGGAAGAGGCAGAAGAGAGACUGGGUCAUCCCUCCAAUCAACUGCCCUGAGAAUGAGAGGGGGCCCUUCCCCAAGCGGCUGGUUCAGAUCAAAUCCAACAGGGACAAAGAGAUCCAGGUUUUCUACAGUAUCACGGGGCAGGGGGUAGACACCCCCCCUGUGGGCGUCUUCAUCAUCGAAAGGGAGACGGGAUGGCUGAAGGUGACACAGCCGCUGGACAGAGAGGACAUCAGCUACUACACGCUCUAUUCCCACACUGUGUCUGCGAAUGGGCAGCGCGUGGAGGGCCCCAUGGAGAUCAUCAUCACCGUGAGCGACCAGAAUGACAACGAACCCCAGUUCACCCAGAGCGUCUUCACAGGCGCCGUAGGAGAAGGAGCCAAGCCAGGUACCUCCGUGAUGCAAGUGACAGCCACAGAUGCAGACGACAGUGUAAACACCUACAAUGGGGUCAUUGCUUACUCCAUCCUGCAGCAGAUACCUGAACAACCCCACAGAGAGAUGUUCACCAUCAACUCGGAGACUGGCGUCAUCAGUGUGAUUGGAACUGGGCUGGACAGAGAGACUGCCCCCCAAUACAGGCUGACAGUGCAGGCUGCAGAUCUGCAGGGAGAGGGGUUCACAGCCUCCGCCACUGCUGUCAUUGAGGUGCAGGUCAAAAACAUGUCCGAGGCCCCUAGCAGCUCCCUGACCAUCCACGCGGUGAACGCUCUGACGGGCCAGCCCGCAACAGGCCUGGCCAUGCACCUGUCCCGGCUCGAAGGCCCCGGGCUGCAGUGGAUGGAGCUGAUGAAGAGCUCUGCCAACGUGGAUGGGCACUGCCCGCUCUGCCUGGCUCCUGGGCAGGUGAAGGCUGGCACAUACAAGCUGCACUUCGACACUGGGGCUUACUGGCAGCAACUGGGCUACACUAGCUUCUACCCCUAUGUGGAGGUUGUCUUCACGGUCACAGAGCAAACCCGGAAGCUGCACAUCCCUCUGCUGAUCAGCCCCUUCUCCUACACCACCUACAAGGGGAGCUAGAGCACAAGGGAGAGCAGGUCGGCCCCCGCGGCCGGCCUGGCCCUGGCUCCAGAGAUGGGCUGGAGGAAUUGACGUGGGGGGGGGCGGCUACGCUAUUAAAGGGUUCUUUCAGCAGCACUC